ACAAAACAACACCACAUUUGUUACUUAUUUAUAAUAUAAGAAAUAAAAACAUUAAAGCACAAAGCGUGGGUAUACAUAUAUAUUGUGUUUAAGAGAUCAAAAUUUAGGGAGUAAACAAGCAAAACCAGAGAUGGGAGAAGCAAGAAAGGUGGGAGUAGCGGUAGAUUAUUCUGAAUGUAGCAGAGUAGCGUUGCAGUGGGCAAUCGAUAACGUUGUUAGGAAAGGAGAUCAUCUUAUUCUUGUCAACGUUCUCCCUGAAGGUAUUUACGAAGAUGUCACCGAGAUGCAGCUCUGGGCAGUCACCGGUUCUCCUCUGAUCCCUUUGACUGACUUAUGUAACCCCCAUGUUCUUAAGAAAUACGGGACUAAGCCUGAUCCCGAAACACUAGAAAUCGUUAGUGUGGCUGCAGUUCUGAAAGAGGUCGAUGUUCUGAUGAAAGUCUUUUGGGGAGAUCCUCGAGAGAAAGUAUGUGAAGCCGUUGAUAAAAUCCCGUUAGACUGUCUUAUUGUGGGAAACCGGGGGCACGGCAAGUUGAAGAGGGUCAUUAUGGGUAGUGUGAGCAAGCACGCCGUGAAUCACAGCUCAUGCCCCGUAACUGUUGUGAAGCAUGCGCAUCAUACCUAAAAGUCUUUGUGGCCAGAAAUAACUAUGUUUGUAACAAAUAAUCGCUUGUGGAAUUUAUUGUUUCUACUUUGUUUUGUAGUCAUUUGCCCUGGAUUUAAAACAUUUUAAAGUUGGUGUUUUUACGGGUAUAGACGUUGAUUGGUAAUUGUUAGCGGCAUUUUCUGUU
Messenger RNA from Erigeron canadensis, 791 nucleotides. RefSeq names its product universal stress protein PHOS34-like. Lineage: Eukaryota; Viridiplantae; Streptophyta; Magnoliopsida; Asterales; Asteraceae. The record is from RefSeq and is a predicted model, not a curated record. Bases 131 to 625 code for a protein of 164 amino acids. The transcript is spliced from 4 exons.